Messenger RNA from Knipowitschia caucasica, 3816 nucleotides. The record is from the annotation of a GenBank genome assembly. Lineage: Eukaryota; Metazoa; Chordata; Actinopteri; Gobiiformes; Gobiidae.
AUGGCAGGGCUGACAGGGAAGCUGACAGCGACGCACGGAACCGGGAUAAUGCUUGUGACGGCCAACCUAGGGUCCCUGUUUGAAGACUGUGUUUGGUUCUGCCCAGUGUGUUUGGUUCUGCCCAUGUGUUUGGUUCUGCCCAGUGUGUUUGGUUCUGCACAUGUGUGUUUGGUUCUGCACAUGUGUGUUUGGUUCUGCCCAGUGUGUUUGGUUCUGCCCAGUGUGUUUGGUUCUGCCCAGUGUGUUUGGUUCUGCCCAGUGUGUUUGGUUCUGCCCAGUGUGUUUGGUUCUGCCCAGUGUGUUUGGUUCUGCCCAUGUGUUUGGUUCUGCCCAGUGUGUUUGGUUCUGCACAUGUGUGUUUGGUUCUGCACAUGUGUGUUUGGUUCUGCCCAGUGUGUUUGGUUCUGCCCAGUGUGUUUGGUUCUGCCCAGUGUGUUUGGUUCUGCACAUGUGUGUUUGGUUCUGCCCAGUGUGUUUGGUUCUGCCCAGUGUGUUUGGUUCUGCCCAUGUGUUUGGUUCUGCCCAGUGUGUUUGGUUCUGCACAUGUGUGUUUGGUUCUGCACAUGUGUGUUUGGUUCUGCCCAGUGUGUUUGGUUCUGCACAUGUGUGUUUGGUUCUGCCCAGUGUGUUUGGUUCUGCCCAGUGUGUUUGGUUCUGCCCAGUGUGUUUGGUUCUGCACAUGUGUGUUGGGUUCUGCCCAGUGUGUUUGGUUCUGCCCAGUGUGUUUGGUUCUGCCCAGUGUGUUUGGUUCUGCCCAGUGUGUUUGGUUCUGCCCAGUGUGUUUGGUUCUGCCCAGUGUGUUUGGUUCUGCCCAUGUGUUUGGUUCUGCCCAGUGUGUUUGGUUCUGCACAUGUGUGUUUGGUUCUGCACAUGUGUGUUUGGUUCUGCCCAGUGUGUUUGGUUCUGCACAUGUGUUUGGUUCUGCCCAGUGUGUUUGGUUCUGCACAUGUGUGUUUGGUUCUGCCCAGUGUGUUUGGUUCUGCCCAGUGUGUUUGGUUCUGCACAUGUGUGUUUGGUUCUGAACAUGUGUGUUUGGUUCUGCCCAGUGUGUUUGGUUCUGCCCAGUGUGUUUGGUUCUGCCCAGUGUGUUUGGUUAUGCACAUGUGUGUUUGGUUCUGCCCUGUGUGUUUGGUUCUGCCCAGUGUGUUUGGUUCUGCCCAGUGUGUUUGGUUCUGCACAUGUGUGUUGGGUUCUGCCCAGUGUGUUUGGUUCUGCCCAGUGUGUUUGGUUCUGCCCAGUGUGUUUGGUUCUGCCCAGUGUGUUUGGUUCUGCCCAGUGUGUUUGGUUCUGCCCAGUGUGUUUGGUUCUGCCCAUGUGUUUGGUUCUGCCCAGUGUGUUUGGUUCUGCACAUGUGUGUUUGGUUCUGCACAUGUGUGUUUGGUUCUGCCCAGUGUGUUUGGUUCUGCACAUGUGUUUGGUUCUGCCCAGUGUGUUUGGUUCUGCCCAGUGUGUUUGGUUCUGCCCAGUGUGUUUGGUUCUGCCCAUGUGUUUGGUUCUGCCCAGUGUGUUUGGUUCUGCACAUGUGUGUUUGGUUCUGCACAUGUGUGUUUGGUUCUGCCCAGUGUGUUUGGUUCUGCCCAUGUGUUUGGUUCUGCCCAGUGUGUUUGGUUCUGCACAUGUGUGUUUGGUUCUGCACAUGUGUGUUUGGUUCUGCCCAGUGUGUUUGGUUCUGCCCAGUGUGUUUGGUUCUGCCCAGUGUGUUUGGUUCUGCCCAGUGUGUUUGGUUCUGCACAUGUGUGUUUGGUUCUGCCCAGUGUGUUUGGUUCUGCCCAGUGUGUUUGGUUCUGCCCAGUGUGUUUGGUUCUGCCCAGUGUGUUUGGUUCUGCACAUGUGUGUUUGGUUCUGCCCAGUGUGUUUGGUUCUGCACAUGUGUGUUUGGUUCUGCCCAGUGUGUUUGGUUCUGCCCAGUGUGUUUGCUUCUGCCCAGUGUGUUUGGUUCUGCCCAGUGUGUUUGGUUCUGCCCAGUGUGUUUGGUUCUGCCCAGUGUGUUGGGUUCUGCCCAGUGUGUUUGGUUCUGCCCAGUGUGUUUGGUUCUGCCCAGUGUGUUUGGUUCUGCCCAGUGUGUUUGGUUCUGCACAUGUGUGUUUGGUUCUGCCCAGUGUGUUUGGUUCUGCCCAGUGUGUUUGGUUCUGCCCAGUGUGUUUGGUUCUGCCCAGUGUGUUUGGUUCUGCCCAGUGUGUUUGGUUCUGCCCAGUGUGUUUGGUUCUGCCCAGUGUGUUUGGUUCUGCCCAGUGUGUUUGGUUCUGCCCAGUGUGUUUGGUUCUGCCCAGUGUGUUUGGUUCUGCACAUGUGUUUGGUUUUGCCCAGUGUGUUUGGUUCUGCCCAGUGUGUUUGGUUCUGCCCAGUGUGUUUGGUUCUGCCCAGUGUGUUUGGUUCUGCACGUGUGUUUGGUUCUGCCCAGUGUGUUUGGUUCUGCACAUGUGUGUUUGGUUCUGCCCAGUGUGUUUGGUUCUGCCCAGUGUGUUUGCUUCUGCCCAGUGUGUUUGGUUCUGCCCAGUGUGUUUGGUUCUGCCCAGUGUGUUUGGUUCUGCCCAGUGUGUUGGGUUCUGCCCAGUGUGUUUGGUUCUGCCCAGUGUGUUUGGUUCUGCACAUGUGUGUUUGGUUCUGCACAUGUGUGUUUGGUUCUGCCCAGUGUGUUUGGUUCUGCACAUGUGUUUGGUUCUGCCCAGUGUGUUUGGUUCUGCCCAGUGUGUUUGGUUCUGCCCAGUGUGUUUGGUUCUGCCCAUGUGUUUGGUUCUGCCCAGUGUGUUUGGUUCUGCACAUGUGUGUUUGGUUCUGCACAUGUGUGUUUGGUUCUGCACAUGUGUUUGGUUCUGCCCAUGUGUUUGGUUCUGCACAUGUGUUUGGUUCUGCACAUGUGUUUGGUUCUGCACAUGUGUUUGGUUCUGCACAUGUGUUUACGCGCAGGCUUCACGUUUGGUGCGUUUGGCGAACCUCAAAGCUGUGUGGAUGUGUGGUCACGACUUCUGUGUCAGUGUGGAGGUAGAACAUAUGAUCAAUCAGGUGUACAGCGGUGGUUUGUGGGUUUGUGGGGGUAUAGAACAUAUGAUCAAUCAGGUGUACAGCGGUGGUUUGUGGGUUUGUGGGGGUAUAGAACAUAUGAUCAAUCAGGUGUACAGCGGUGGUUUGUGGGUUUGUGGGGGUAUAGAACAUAUGAUCAAUCAGGUGUACAGCGGUGGUUUGUGGGUUUGUGGGGGUAUAGAACAUAUGAUCAAUCAGGUGUACAGCGGUGGUUUGUGGGUUUGUGGGGGUAUAGAACAUAUGAUCAAUCAGGUGUACAGCGGUGGUUUGUGGGUUUGUGGGGGUAUAGAACAUAUGAUCAAUCAGGUGUACAGCGGUGCAGUGACCUUUGACCCGGCUGCAGCUGGAGAGUAUCUGUGUCUGAGCAGGAUCAGUGACGACUGUGGGGGGUCAGAUCUGUGCAUAACACGGACGACUGUGGGGUCAGGGGUCAGAUCUGUUCCUAACACGGACGACUGUGGGGGGUCAGAUCUGUUCAUAACACGGACGACUGUGGGGUCAGGGGUCAGAUCUGUUCCUAACACGGACGACUGUGGGGGGUCAGAUCUGUUCCUAACACGGACGACUGUGGGGUCAGGGGUCAGAUCUGUUCAUAACACGGACGACUGUGGGGGGUCAGAUCUGUUCCUAACACGGACGACUGUGGGGUCAGGGGUCAGAUCUGUUCCUAACACGGACGACUGUGGGGGGUCAGAUCUGUUCAUGACACGGACGACUGUGGGGUCAGGGGUCAGAUCUGUUUAUGACACGGACGACUGUGGGGUCAGGGGUCAGAUCUGUUCGUACACUUCCUGA